CCCCAACUCAAUUUAAUUAUACAUAUAUAUGUAUAUCCAUAUUUACUAACACGCCCUCCUUCCCCCUCCAGACCCACGAAGUCAACCUCGACGGCCGCGGCUACGCCUUCCCGUACGACGACGUGGUGCCCUCGGGCGACGCGGGCCCAGACCAGGCCGGCACCGUCUUCGACGCCAACCCGGAGCUGCUGACCGUGACGAUCGGCGGACCGACUUCAAACGGCGGCAAGGAUAAGGACGGCGGCGGGGACAAGACGAAGACCCCGAGCACGACGCCUGCUUGGCUGAGCAAGCUGAAGAGCUGGCUUGACGCGCUGAAGAAGAUGCUGCAUAUCCAGUAGGAGGGCUUGGUUGUUCUGCAUGGGUACGGUAUAUGCCCAACUAUCAAUCAGCUUUGGCUUCGUUAUGUACACUCGCUGUGAACUUUUUUUUUUUGUUUUUUCUUCUUGGCUUCUUGGGCUCGCCUCGGCGUUUGGGGGGGGUGGGCUUUUGUUUUUUAUCUGCAUGGCAAAUGGGAAUUUGAAUACAGGGUCUAGGAUCGGUCGUUUUCUUCUCUUCGUCUUUCGUUGGCCUUGGGGGCUGGUUCAUGCAUAUUACCUUAGGUACAUAUCAUUUCGAGGCUGCAUUGCUUUUGGUCCUCAUAUACCCGGCUAUUUAACUGUUUUCUUAGCUGCCCUAGUUUGGAUACGGGCAGGGGGGGUGUUAUCUGGCUGUUAUUUUCAGUCCGUUGUUCAUCGAGGCUGGGUCUAGUGAUCGAUCCUUAAUUAUUGCCGUUGCUGUAUAUAGUUCCCCCUUUUCGACCUUGGUCGUGUAUAUAGUUUGUUUAACACUGACUUGUCAUAUUUUGUUA
This is a messenger RNA of Daldinia decipiens, 850 nucleotides long. RefSeq lists its product as uncharacterized. The coding region runs from base 361 to 750 and encodes 129 amino acids. Lineage: Eukaryota; Fungi; Ascomycota; Sordariomycetes; Xylariales; Hypoxylaceae. The record is from RefSeq and is a predicted model, not a curated record. The transcript has a single exon.